GAUUAUUAUACCUACGAGGCGGGAAUCAUGUUUGUUCAAUUGUGCGUUUCCGCCAAUGGUCGUGAGAGGUUUCUAAAUGAAUUGGGCCUCCCAAUGUGAUUUGCAACGUCGCUCUCAUGAUCAACAUCGAGGCUGAGCCAUGGGUAAAUGUCCCGUAUUGUCCGUGUGUUGGUACUGGGAGGCCUUGUCUUCGAGCCCUUUCGAGUGAUGUCCUGUAAUCUCGAAUGCGUCCCUAAUUUUUCCAAGACUUGCCCUGCGACGGGUAUGCAGCUCGCACUUCUAACCGUCAGCCCAUUCCAUUAUGGGGGAAAAGUUCGCGUUUUGGCACCAGUUGGGCCGAUUCCAGGAACAUUUGCAAGGAUCAUUUGGACGGCUAAGCGGGGAGAUCUAAACGAACUUGCGGUGCUCGCCUCGUGUUUUCGACAUUGAAUGCUGGGAUUGAAAUCCAUGGUGCCUCCAGACAAAAUUGGUAUUGGUACAGCCCCCAGUCUAUACUAAACGCACCACAUUAAAAAUAGCAACUGAUA
Molecule: messenger RNA, 527 nt
Organism: Aaosphaeria arxii CBS 175.79
Lineage: Eukaryota; Fungi; Ascomycota; Dothideomycetes; Pleosporales
Exons: 1
Coding region: 148-429 (93 amino acids)
Source: RefSeq, a predicted model, not a curated record